Messenger RNA from Plasmopara halstedii, 216 nucleotides. RefSeq lists its product as uncharacterized. Lineage: Eukaryota; Oomycota; Peronosporomycetes; Peronosporales; Peronosporaceae. The transcript is spliced from 2 exons. The coding region runs from base 1 to 216 and encodes 71 amino acids. The record is from RefSeq and is a predicted model, not a curated record.
AUGGUGCUUAGAAGCUUCAAAUUGGGCAUGUCACCCUAUCCGAUUUACGGCUUUACUAGCUUGCGUCGGUUCAUGUGCGGACAGAAAAACAAAGAAAGGCUGAGCGAAAAAAUUUCCGAUUUAAAUAAGAUCGGGUCUCUUUCACUAGUAGAAGCGCGAUUUGCCGUCUCUCUCUUGCACGGUGUGGUUGGUCAUAAGAGGCAGUGGAGCCACUGA